UAAUUUCAUAAGAAACGCCCUCCCCAAACCCCCCCACCUCCCCCGUCCCCCUCACAACCCUCUGCGUAUUUUCCGCUUCCAGUCCCUACAUCCUCCCGACUCAUUUUUUUUUUUGGACGUGUACUCCAUGUGACCGCUGCGUUUGUGGCGUCCGAGACAAACACGACACGUCAAUCCGGGGAAAGAAGCUCGUAGCCGCGUCGGAACAUCUCGUACCCAGGACGUGACGUGCGACGCGCCGCCGCACUCAUCAAGCAAGAACUGCUGAACACGGCAGAGCACUUCACGCUCACCUCGUGGAUUUUGAUUGAAAAAAACCCCCACAAAAACAAAAAGAAGCACGAGAAAAUCACCACUGUGAUGCCCACAAGCAGAAAUGACAACUGAUCAGGAUUUUGCUAUGGGCGGGCCCUUGGCAGUGGACUUGUUUGCUGCAAAGGGCACCGAUGUAACACCUAAAAAAGACCAAGGAAUAACCAAGGUUGUCAAGCGUCAGGGGCAUGAUGGCGAGCGCCCAAUGAUUGGAGACAGAGUGACAAUCCAUUACACUGGAAGGCUCCUCACUGGGAAGAAGUUUGACUGUAGUCGAGAUCGCAAGGAGUCCUUUUCCUUCAAUGUUGGCAAGGGACAGGUCCUCAAAGCAUGGGAUAUUGGCGUGUUAUCGAUGCAGAGAGGAGAGGUGUGCAUGUUGCUGUGUAAGCCUGAGUACGCUUACGGCGCCGCUGGAAAUCCAGACAAAAUUCCUCCCAACUCGUCAGUGCAUUUUGAGAUUGAGCUGCUCAAGUUCGAGGGAGAGAAGCUUACAGAUGAUGGCGGCAUCAUACGAAGGAUAAAGGUGAAAGGGGAUGGCUACUUAAAUCCCAACGAUGGUGCAGUUGUAGAAGUACAUCUGGAGGGGAGCUGUGACGGCCGAUUGUUCGACGUCAGGGACCUCAGCUUUGUUGUCAGUGAGUCAGAGGAUGAAGGUGUUCCCCUGGGAGUGGACCGCGCCAUGGACAAAAUGCAGAAAGGAGAGUGUUGUAUCCUCCAUUUAACAAAAAUGUAUGGCUUCGGAAGCAAAGGAAAACCAGAAUUUACAAUUGGGCCAGACAAAGACAUUGUUUAUGAAGUGACACUCAAAGACUUUAAAAAGGCGAAAGAGCCAUGGGAAAUGGAGUUGCUUGAAAAGCUGAGUCUGGCUUUAGAAGUCAAACAAAAAGGGAAUCGGUAUUAUAAGGCAGGACACUACUACCAUGCAGUCAUCCAGCACCAGCGCAUCAUUUCCUGGUUUGAGAUGGAGUGCGGUAAUGGCUUGGAACAGCAGAAGCAGAUUAAUGACUUUCUGUUGGCGACCCAUCUGAAUUUAGCUUUGUGUUUCUUGCGCAUUCAAGAUUACUCACUCGUAGUGGAGAACUGCAACAAGGUAAUUGAGCUUGACGCUUCCAACGAGAAGGCCUUGUACCGCCGUGGCGAGGCCCGUCUCCUCCGAAAUGAGUUCAGCCUGGCCUUGGUGGAUUUUCAACACGUGCACCAAGUAAACCCCGCAAAUCGAGCAGCUACAAGCCAGAUUGUCAACUGCCAAAAAAAGAUGAAGGAAUAUCACGAGCUGGACAAGAGGACUUACGCAAACAUGUUCCAGAAGUUGGCUGAACAAGACGCCAAGGGUGAGAAGACAAAGAGGAAGAGCACCGUGAAUGGUGUACUGGGCAUUAAACGUCGACGAAGUCAGGACCACGUGUGAUGUCCGUGAGGAAAUAAAAAGAAGAGUGUUCAUCAGACGAGAGCCGAGGCACGCUGCAACCUCCAAUCCAAACUCCAAUAUUCCCAUUCCAAAGCAGAGUAUACAUUUCUCUUUCUGUCACACGGACAGCCUAACUGCCAGAACACACCUGUAAGUGGCUUCAAGACCGCUCAUCUUUGCCUGUUUUUCAAAUAGACAUUAUUGACCUCCAUUUUAUAUGGUUUCUAAAAUGAGAUGAGGUGUGCCUCUGCGGUCUAUGUCCACAUCUCCAAACGUGGAGAUUGCACAUCACCAUUGGCUGUUUUGGACUAAGACUUGAAUUUAACGUGCAAUUUGUUCUUUGGAUAACAUUUGUCAGUGAUGUGUGCAAAGAUGGCUUUAAACAAAAACAUUUAUCUUCUGCAAAAGUCCUUGAGGAAAAUUGAUGGAUUACUUGCGUGUCUUUGAAGGUAUUCACCUCGUAGAAUGCAUAUUUCACAAAAUGCAUAGUCUCUAUCACCUUGGGCCUAAAUCAGUUAAUACUAAAGAGAAAUAAGCACAAAUGAAAGAUGCUAAAGAUAACCAAAACAAUAUAACCUCUUUCUCUCGCAAUCCCAACAAAUUUAUUCAGUCACUACAGUGAACACUUUAAUUAAUUCAUAAGAUUACUACAGUUGAAAAAUGGCUCAACAUUUUGGGAAAAUAACUUUUCAUGGGAAUUUAGCUGUGGAAUUUUGGGCAUAUUUAGGUAUUCAAUAAUUAAAAUUGUUAUUAACAAACAUUUGAUAUCUAUUUCAAGAUGAAAAAUGUAUGCAAAUGACUGAAAAAUAACUUGUGAAUCGUAGAUAGCAAAGUUUUUUAAUAAAAAAAAAGAAAUUAACCCAAAUUAACUGACGAACAUGCAGGGUGGAAUUUGCAUUAUAGCUGCUUUUUAUAACUCAAUUUAAGGUCCCUAAAGUGCAAGUUUACAGUCUAUUCCUUUAAUUAACCAAUAUAUUUCUCUUCACCCUUCUAAUUUCCCCAAAAUUCCUAUAUACAAUUUUGAAUUUUGAAAAUCCACAAAUCCUGCCAGGGUAUGAUUCAUUUAACUAUAUAUAUUAAUCUAAGCAUGGUAUUAAAGUGUUCCAUUUAACACAUCCUAUAGCCGUUGAAUGGCAACCUGUUCCGUCAGAUAAAUGACUUCCCACCUUUGGGACUGAUAAAGAUCGUAAUAUGACUUUGAAGCAAUGACUAUAUUUUAAAAAGUCGCAGCUUUAACAAAUGAACACUGAACUUAAACUAGCGUUUCUAGGCAAACUUGUUAGAACAUUCUGCGUAUCCAGAAAAGUGGAGUUCCUAAACAAGACCAUUGGCUACAAAUAUGAACGCGUGCCCUAUACUUAAAAAGGACGGCCUUAUGCUGCCAUCAGCUUAUGUUUCUUGAGGAAAUUUUUAAGUUUUAUAAGAUUAGGCUUGCAGCAUCAUUAAAUGGUUGUUUGCUGUCUAAUAUAACACCCACUAAUGUCUAAUGUGUUUUUCCUGUCGUAAUCAUUGCAUGCUGACUGAUUGCGCCACCUUUGACGCACACAAAGAAAUGCGAAAAUUAAGUGGGGGCUUUUAAGGGAGACAUUACAUCCCAAACAGGACAAACAUAAGUAGAUAAGGGGCAGUAAAGAAGCCACUUCUGAUAAUACGAUCAAAUCAAAUUGGGAUCAUUUAGUGUUAACUGCUCCUUUAUGGAUCUAAUUUUUAUGGUGUGAAUGUUAAUAGACGACGAUACACUUAUCAAAUCAGAUGAUCUUUUGAGACAAUGAAAACAGCCAUUUCUCGCGGUCUGAGUGGUAAUAUUAAUUUUUAAAUUUACUGUACUGCUAUGGCUGCAAUUAUUUUGUGCAGUGGAUGUGAGGUUGAAGUACUCUUUCUAUUAUAAAGGCUCAUUGAUCAUCUUUGAUUUUAAAGUUUUCAGCCCAAUGAAACCCCAAAAAUAGAUUAAUAAUUGGCAAAAAUGGACAAACAAAAUAUGGUAAAAAAGCUCUUACUAAUUUGGUUUGAACGGAAGCUACGGGUUUAUCCUACACGUUUACAUGUAAACAUCAGACUUGUGUUCCGUGUUUGAAGCUGGCAUUUAUGCAAAAGAAAGACUUACAGGCAAAAAUUAUAGGUACCAUUCGUGUGAGUGUUAUGUAUUUAAUUUUUUUUUUUUUUGCACUUCAGAAAGAUUAAACAUUUGCAUUAAGGAAAAUGUGUCUUUCACGUUUGGGCUAAGCAAUGCUCAUUUAUAAAAGCCAAUGCAAUGUGGAAAGUUAAACACAAUCCUUUCCCUGACGCUGAUGUUCUAAUUUCAAAAUGCAUUUUGUUCCAGACUCAUAAAUGGUCACUAUUGUAAAACCCUCA
This is a messenger RNA of Phycodurus eques (leafy seadragon), 4072 nucleotides long. It is a transcript of the gene fkbp5, whose product is annotated as FKBP prolyl isomerase 5. The record is from RefSeq and is a predicted model, not a curated record. Gene Ontology annotation, molecular function: peptidyl-prolyl cis-trans isomerase activity; protein binding. Lineage: Eukaryota; Metazoa; Chordata; Actinopteri; Syngnathiformes; Syngnathidae. The transcript is spliced from 11 exons. Bases 377 to 1720 code for a protein of 447 amino acids.